AUGGCCAAAGUUAAAAAGAAUCGUUACCUAGACCUUAGUAAGGCUGACCUAGAGCUCCCUUCCCUAAAGGAAGACACUCGUUUUAUCUCUGCUAAUAACCUCCAGUUCUAUAAUGCCCUUAUAAAGGCCUACGACGAUCGCGAGGUAGAGAAGGAGGAGGUUUUGCCUCCUCUCUCUCUUAAGUAUGAUAGAUCCGUAUAUAUUACUAGAAUACGUUACGCUAUUCGUACCCUAAAACUUCCUGUUCCUUACGAGGUCUGUAAGGAUAACGGUACUCCUCGGCAAUGCUACUAUAACGAGGUUAUCGAUACUUACGAGUAUUUCGAUAUGUUCGUCGACCCUUGUGUAGAGGUUGAUAAGGAGGAUAAGCCUAAGGAUAAGAAGGUUUUCGACUAG
Penicillium canariense is the source of this 396-nucleotide messenger RNA. RefSeq lists its product as uncharacterized. NCBI's taxonomy places the organism in Eukaryota, Fungi, Ascomycota, Eurotiomycetes, Eurotiales, Aspergillaceae. Bases 1 to 396 code for a protein of 131 amino acids. The transcript has 7 exons. The record is from RefSeq and is a predicted model, not a curated record.